UCGGCUCACUCGGCGCCGCUGCUGGGGCUUCUAGCUGCCCCGCUCCUGCCGGGAGCUGCUGCUCGGUUCCGCCAGGGAAACGGUCUGAGCUGGACCAGCACCGGCUCUGUCCUUUGACAUUCUUGUUUGUGAAGAUGGAAAACUUAAUAUCUCUGGAAUCAAGCUUUUACUUGAGAUAACUGAAACCUUGUGUCGCUAAGCUUACCCGGAAGAACACCCCGAGAUGGCAGAGGAGAGUGGCAGUGGCAAGGACUGUGACUCCUUCAGCGUGCUCAGCUGGGACCAGGUGAGCCGGCUGCACGAGGUCCUGACCGAGGUUGUCCCCAUUCAUGGCCGAGGCAACUUUCCAACCUUGGAGAUCACUCUGAAGGACAUCGUCCAGACGGUCCGUGCCCAGCUGGAGGAGGCUGGUAUCAAAGUGCAGGAUGUCCGGCUGAAUGGGUCUGCCGCGGGCCAUGUCCUGGUCAAGGACAACGGCUUGGGUUGCAAGGACCUGGACCUGAUCUUCCAUGUGGCCCUUCCAGCGGAGGCCGAGUUUCAGCUGGUCAGGGAUGUGGUGCUAUGCUCCUUGCUGAACUUCCUGCCAGAAGGUGUGAACAAACUCAAAAUCAGCCCAGUCACUCUGAAGGAGGCGUACGUCCAGAAGCUGGUGAAGGUCUGCACGGACACUGACCGCUGGAGCCUCAUCUCCCUCUCCAACAAGAACGGGAGGAAUGUGGAGCUGAAGUUUGUCGACUCUAUCCGGCGGCAGUUUGAGUUCAGCGUGGACUCCUUCCAGAUCAUCCUGGAUCCUUUGCUGGUCUUCUAUGACUGCUCCAGCAGCCCCCUCUCUGAGCACCUGCACCCCCAGGUAAUCGGGGAGAGCGUGUACGGGGACUUUGAGGAGGCUUUGGACCAUCUGCAGAAGAGACUGAUUGCCACCAAGAACCCCGAAGAGAUCCGGGGCGGGGGGCUGUUGAAGUACAGCAACCUCCUGGUACGGGACUUCAGGCCCACCAACCAGGAUGAGAUCAAGACUCUGGAGCGGUACAUGUGCUCCAGGUUCUUCAUUGACUUCCCGGACAUCCUGGAACAGCAGCGGAAGCUGGAGACCUACCUCCAAAACCACUUUGCCGAAGGGGAGAGGAGCAAGUAUGACUACCUCAUGAUUCUACGCCAGGUGGUGAACGAGAGCACUGUGUGUCUCAUGGGGCACGAGCGGAGACAGACCCUGAACCUCAUCUCCCUCCUAGCCUUGCGAGUGCUGGCCGAACAGAACAUCAUCCCCAAUGCCACCAACGUCACUUGUUACUACCAGCCUGCACCUUAUGUCAGCGACGGCAACUUCAACAACUAUUACGUGGCCCAUCCUCCGGUGACCUACAGCCAGCCCUACCCUACCUGGCUGCCCUGUAACUAGCCGUGAGACCUGAGGGUUUCCACAGGGGGACCCCCAUAGGCUAGGGCUCUCAGGUAGGGGAGCCUCCUUCUAGAUGUAGGUGUUUGGCUUUUAAAGGGGAACUCAGCUCUGAUUCUGCCUUUUUGUUGUUGUUGUUCUUUGCCCAUUGGAAUGGGUCAACAGUCUUAUCAUGAGCCAACCCUAAGAAGACCCAUUGUUCCAGUGCCACUUUGGAAACUGCUAUAGGAAGUCUGACCUACCUAGGCAUGUCCUUCUAAGACAGAUGCGACCCAGUCACGCCUCGCACUCCUUUGUGGGCACUGUGCACUCAUGGAGAUGGGGGAGAUGCUUGGGCUGGGUCUGAGAAAGCGUUUCUGCUGCCAGUCUUCUCACUUGUGCCUCACAGAAGCCACGUUGGCCCUCAUUUGGGAUUCUCAGGAAAGUUGUGCUGAUAGUCUAAGUGGUUUAAUUUGGGCAUGAAAAUUUGGGCUUUAAUUGGGCAGGAAGUGAGGGGUGUUCUUGUGACUUCAGUUGUGUUGAUGGGACUAAGUUGCUUACAUUUAUUCCCUUUCAGAGAGCUGAGAAUUUCUUUCAUUUCCCCCAGAAAACAAAGUCAGUCGCUGGAGAAUUGAGACCUAGUUGAAAGUGUUUUCUGGUUUAAAUGCUGGGCUAUCAUGAUGAAUUGUGAGAGAUUGCUGAGGAGAAAAAAAAAAAAAAAAGACAACCUGUUUCUUGAAAUGUAACUUGAAAAAGAUAAUAAAAUGUGGAACUUGAUGCUAAAAGUAAAGUGGUGGUGGGGGGCUAUUGUAAAUAGGAAACAUGAAUGUUUGGGGAAAAAAAUGUUCUUUAAAUAAGGAAUUCUUACUGAAUGACACUUUUCUUUUUUCAUUAGCUGAUCAAUUUUAUUUUGCUCUUCCUAAGAUUAAGGAUUGUGCUGAGUUGAGUGGUUAUAGGGACUAGCCUUUGGGUCUUCCAAUGUUUUGACUGGAAAUCCAUUUGGUUACUUUCUGAGUAUGACAUGCUGUUUAGGGGGGAAUGCUUUGGCUGUUUUUUUUUUUGUAUUUUGUGUGGGCCCUACCCCCCAAAAGCAAUAGUGAUUUCUUCUUUCAGGUUUUCUGACAGCAAGUGAAUUCAGGAACUUAGAUACAAAAGAGUGACCUACGGAAUGAGCACUAUGGACACUGUUGGUCAGCUUGAAGUCACCUUUGAGUUGAGCCUGCUGUCCCCUGACUCGAGCCUGGAGACAGAGGGUUGAGAUUUACUGGGGCCUCCUGUGCUUCCAAGCCCCUGGCAAGAAUGUGUUAGUUGAAGAAUUAAGCAAGUGGUCUUUCCUUAUUCUCAUCCUGGUGGAUGUGGUCUCACUUAUGUAUGUUCUGCACUUUAGAAGGAAAACAGUGUUAAUCUCUAGUCUGAAGCUUAGUAAAAGGAACCUUCCAAGCUUCUGCUUUCCCAGUAGGCUUAGAUUAGGGAUUUUGUGUUUUGAAACUUUUUGUGGAAUCUCUUAGAAAACUUCACUGUAGGAUAAUCAAGGGCCAAGAAACUCAGUAUUUGCCAGCCUGCUGGGUUUUUGAAGUGAUUUCAUCAAAACUAUGCUUUGGAUUUUAAUGUAAUCCUAUGGCCACAAAAGUCCCAUGCCCUGGGUAGCUGCAGUCUCCUUUUAAGCAACAAAGUUAUUGGAAUGCAAAAAUGCUUAGUAGAAAAUGAGUGGUUUACCUUUUUCCAAAGAUAUUUUCAGUGUUUGUUUUAUAUGUGUGUGUGUGUGUGUUUCUGAAAUGUGAUGUCUUCAUUCUCUUAAACGCAAAUUAGGCUGAAGCAAAACCCAUAGCUCAGUUGUAAUUCACGUCAUAAUCAUAGGUGAAACUAGAGCCACUUCUUAGUAUGACCAGUUCCUGUCACACUAAGGAGUGAGUCGUGAGCUGGAGUGAUAAUCGAUAGCUUUCAGUCAAGGACAUUUCUACAUGGAAUGGGACCCUGGGAUAUUUCAGUGUUAAAAGGGAGGGGCAGUGUUGAACGAAUACCAACUUUAAAAAUGUGACAUGGUCACCCAUGACCUCACAAAGCUGCACAAAAAUGACAGAUUUGUUAAACCAAAGCAUUGACAUGUGAUAAAGCUGCCAAAGAAGCACUUGAUAACAAAAGCCAGUAUUGCAUUUACUAGGAGAUAUAGAGAUAAGGGUAAUGAGACUCCAUACAGAUAGGAUGAAACCAUGUUGAACGAUUAGAUUUCCAGUUCCCAGAAGCCUCCUUGGAACUCUUUCUAUUUAUCUUUAUUUUUUAGUACUCUGGUACUCCUUGUCCUUUGGAGUUGGUCAGAGGCACGGACAUGGCUCCAAGUCCUUCAGUUCUUUCCUGUUGUGUGACGGCCAUUUUGGAAAACAAUUUUGUCACCUGAAGUUCUUAGUAGACCCAGCUAUUUUGGAGUGUGAGAAACAUAUGUUUUAGGAAAAUUAGGGUAAAGAGUUGCUGACCAAGGCUGCCUUUUGAAAAUACAAUCUCUGUCUAGUGGUUUCUAUAGCCUCUGUUUGCAUUUUGCCAGCCCCAGAAUAGAUCUUGAAUUUUGGGUGUCUGGAAAUCUCAACUGAAACCUGCCUUGCAUACUGCUCACAUAAGCACCAGAUACUCAGAAUUUGUAGAGUCCAGUGGUUCCUCUUUGUGUGUGUGUGUGUGUGUGUGUGUGUGUGUGUGUGUGUGUGUGUGUAUGUGUGUCUGUGUUGAGUAAUAUGAAACUUGGCAGUGACCUGGGGCACUAAAGUUCAAGUGUGAGCCCUUAUAUAAAUGCAGGCAGUCUCCUAGGCUUGGGGCAGUUUUCUGAUGCUUUCUACUGGUAUGCAGCUUUCUCCCAGUCUGAUGCUUGGGAUCAGUUUGAGUAGCUGUAGAAUUGCAGCAGUACCUUCCCCCCGUUCCUGGCAAAAAGGCCCACACCAAAUUCUUGGCCUUAAGCAUUGGUCUCACUCUUGAAUCUUUGGCAGUAAGACAUUAUUCCUCACUAAGUAACUUCAGCUUUGAAAUCAAACUGUGUUAGUAACAUUUUGAAAUCACAGUGCCUGCUGACUGCUUUGGGAAUGAGGCCUGACCCACACCUAGGAGGACCAUGCCGGGAGAGAUCCUGCUUUCCCAACAUAUUAAUGGUUUUGAUAGUUUGAUUUAGGAUCAACCCCUCCCAGUUUGAUUUUUUUUUUCUGAGCAUUUGCUUCAGAAUGCUGUGUGAACCUGUGUUUUGUGGUGACACUUCUGUGAACUGCUAAAGCCCCAAAUCUCCUUAUCUGCCCUCUAGUCUCCAGCCUCCAUUAGCUCCUUCCACCAUGGCAGAUUAGGAUUUUAACUGGGGUGCUUUGUUCACUGUGGAUAAUGGUGCCACUCUAAAGCCGCUCCCCAAAUUUAAAAAUAAUUCCCUUGUAGUUAACUUUCUGGUGCCUUGUUUUAGGAUGCAGCUAGAUUCUGAACUCAAGUGUCCUCUUCUGAGACUGAAUUUAUUUGUACUUUGCUGACUCACACACAUGGGGGGCAUUCUUAGUCAUUGAGCUGGGACUCUGACUCGGGAAGCUUCACUGGGUGGGUUCUACCAGGUAAAAAACCUUCCAGCAGCAAAGGUUAGAAUCACAUCCUUCCUCUGGCAGAGCCUGGACUGUCAGGGCUCUCUGGCUCACACUUCAUCUCAGCCAAUUAAAUUAAAUUCAGAGGGCCCAGGAAGGUGUGGAGGGAGGGGCUGCAUUUGAAAAGAUCUGGCAAACCACAGCAUUACUUGGACACUUCCAAGAGGAGGAUCAGGAAAGAAAGUGCUUUUUUGUGAGUUCAGGUUCUAAAUCGUGUUUACCUAUUACUUAAAAAAAAUAAAGUGUAAGCUAAAGAAAAUGCCUGGAGUGUUGCCUGGACCAAAUCAAGUUGGUGCAAAUUGUAUGUUUGCACAGAGAGGUGAGAAGACCAUGAAAGAGGAAGUCUGUAAAUAAUAGGAUCCUUGAGCAUUUCUUGCCUCAAGCCACCUGGCCUUUGUUCUUCCUUUUUAAUGGAUUAAAAAACAUGUCUUAGGAAAAUUGACUUUAUUUUUAUCCAUUCACAUCCAGAUUGAUCUAGAUAGAUGUUAAGAUGAACAUUAGGAUGAUCAUUAGACUUCAUUGGAAGGUUUUCUCAUUCUAUUUGCAUAGCCUGGGAAACUGAGGCUUCCUCUGGUGUUAUGGUGGCUGUUCCCCUGGGGUACAGGUGACAUCUCUUGUCAGUACAAAAUGUUAGAACUUGAUGCAUUUGCAUUUGAAAGCUUUGAGUUUGAGAAAUAAAUAUU
This is a messenger RNA of Sorex araneus (European shrew), 5654 nucleotides long. RefSeq names its product terminal nucleotidyltransferase 5C (gene TENT5C). Gene Ontology annotation, molecular function: RNA binding; poly(A) RNA polymerase activity. The coding region runs from base 224 to 1399 and encodes 391 amino acids. The record is from RefSeq and is a predicted model, not a curated record. Lineage: Eukaryota; Metazoa; Chordata; Mammalia; Eulipotyphla; Soricidae. The transcript is spliced from 3 exons. Gene Ontology annotation, biological process: mRNA stabilization.